AUGUUGAUGAUGGUGACCAGGUUCGGGCUACUGAUGCCGUAUACGGUGCGCUUGUUGUAAAAGUACUCAAGGCCAUGGCUCCCCAAUUUGAGGAGAAGGGCGAAGCUGGGUUCCCCGAUCUCGAAUAUACUCUUCGUGCUAUGGCCGAUAUGGGCGAGACUACCAGCGGAUUCGAUGGAGGAGAAUAUACUCAUAUAAUCAAGGAUUAUGCGAGGCACCUCUUUGGUCCACAAUCUCGGGAGGAGCGCGAAGCCCGUGCAGAAAAAAUCAAGCAAGCGUAUCAAGCAUUUUACAAGAAACUACCUAGAGAUCAGAAGGAGGAAUACGCUGAUAGAUCAGGAGUAGAAGCUAAGAGCACAGAUGAAGAUGACGACGAUAUGGAAGUCGAUGACGCGAGUGCGAGCGUACCCUGGUUUGGGGAAUGGAAACCUCAAGAUGCAAACUAUAAAAUCAAGAAUUUCCCUCUCAACGGCGUAUGGAAGAAGUACAGAGAAUUCAUAAGGUGA
Acaulospora colombiana is the source of this 506-nucleotide messenger RNA. Lineage: Eukaryota; Fungi; Glomeromycota; Glomeromycetes; Diversisporales; Acaulosporaceae. The record is from the annotation of a GenBank genome assembly.